UCUAUUCACACACGUGAAGGUCAGGAACUAUUCAGUCAUUCGUAAUUAAGUCUCCGUACGGAGCCGUUGACAAACAACCCGUCUCUGUUGAAAUAUGGAUGGUCAAGGAGCGACAGCGGAUCCACAGCUUCAACACUUCAUAGAAAUUGAGUCUCAGAAACAAAGAUUUCAGCAGCUGGUGCACCAGAUGACGGAGGUUUGCUGGGAUAAAUGCAUGGAUAAACCGGGGCCAAAGCUGGACUCCAGGACAGAAACGUGCUUUGUUAACUGCGUUGAGCGAUUUAUCGACACCAGCCAGUUCAUCCUUAAUAGACUUGAACAGACCCAGAGGAGUAAAGGGGCAUUUUCAGAGACCAUGUCAGACUAAAUUCUCUGCCCCUUCAAGGACUGACAAAACAGAUACACACAGCUACUGAUCCAAGACAUGGCCCUUUGGUCCUGCCAGCUAUCUGUACGGAGCAAUGUGAGAACUGUCCAUCAACCCGGAGAAAGGAACAUGAAGUGUUAUGUUUGAUACAAAUACCUCAGGCUAAUGCCAUAUAUUCUGAGUGUGACUCAUUCAGGUCUUGGGCAGGUUUCUACCCCACUCAGUGAGGCAUGGAAAGGUCAAUUUGCUAGUGACGACUUCAUGUUACCAUUUUCUUUGCUUAAGUUGGAUUUCACACGCGGAUGUCGAGUCCCUUCACUGGCCAUUGUACAAUUUUGCUGGGUUAUCCUGACACCUACUUGUCACUAGCAAGUAAAGUGCAAAAGUACAUGGGGUCGUGGGCAAGACCCAACAUCAGGGACAUUCAGUCUGCCUCUUUUUUGACGGUCACCAGGAGUUCUCUGCAUUCUGUUCAAUAGGAGGCCAAAGAGUGUAUGGAUUGAAGAGGCAUAAUCAUGUAUCGCCACACACACAAAAAAGCGUUUGAAAUGUUCAUAUCUAAU
Molecule: messenger RNA, 930 nt
Organism: Lampris incognitus (smalleye Pacific opah)
Lineage: Eukaryota; Metazoa; Chordata; Actinopteri; Lampriformes; Lampridae
Gene: timm8a
Product: translocase of inner mitochondrial membrane 8 homolog A (yeast)
Exons: 2
Coding region: 95-367 (90 amino acids)
Source: RefSeq, a predicted model, not a curated record